Molecule: messenger RNA, 829 nt
Organism: Vigna angularis (adzuki bean)
Lineage: Eukaryota; Viridiplantae; Streptophyta; Magnoliopsida; Fabales; Fabaceae
Exons: 3
Coding region: 1-699 (232 amino acids)
Source: RefSeq, a predicted model, not a curated record
AUGCGAACCACUCUCAUUCUUCACGUACAGAACCCACCAACAGUCUCUUCUAUACGCCCCUCACCUUCCAUCUCUUUUUUCUCCCCAAACCAAUCUUUACCAUUUUCUUCUCCAAUCACACCUUCAUCUUCUUCACUCCACAAACCUCCUCUCGAUCCCUUCAUCCAUCACUUCACUCAAACACCGGCGAGAUUCCGACGAGCCUCGACGGUCAGCAGAGGCGACGGCUUCACCGCGCGGUCACCUGUUCACUCACCCUCUGCAUCGUCGACUCCAUCCCCCAAAAUCGGGCACUACCAGACAUUCGCCGGACUGAAACUCCUUCAAUGUCGCUUCCACUCUACUCCGGUGUCGCCACCAUAUCCUGCUUCAGCCACUGCACAAGCUAGAAGAACAUGCCUGAAGCUUGAGGAGUAUCAGACUGACUGGUGCUUCAGCAACAGGAUGAUCUUCCUAGAGAAGCCACCAGCUGCAGUGAAUAAGCCUAAAUAUAGGGCUUAUUCACUGUGCAUUAUCAUAAUACAAUUGGUGUGGUUCUGUCAUUGUUUCAGAGAAAUGAAGAUUUUAACAUCUUCUGCAAUAAAGAAAAGAUUUGUGAAAUCAGAUAGUCUGCUGAACAAUUCGAACAAUGUUUUCAUUAGCUUUCGGAGCAAUAUGGUACUACUGGCAUUUGUUAGUCCAAAGAAAAAAUGGAUUUAACAUUUUCACUGACUAUUCAUUAUCUAACCUGAACAGAAGUGUCAAGUGGUGGUCGUAACCAAGGGAGCACUAAUUGUAUAAACAUACACAAUUCUUUUCAUGCUUUUAGCUGCACAAUCAUCUAUCUUAG